AUGGAUAUUACAGUUGUGGUUGUUUCAGACGAUGAUGGAAUAAUAUCUCACAAACUAAAGAUAAUGAGGAGCAUAUUGGAAAAGGCGAUGUCGGAAACGCCUCUUGAAAAUCGACCGCGACUUCCUCGCAUACCCCUAACCAAGUGGAAUUGGGCUGCCAUGCGGGCUCCAAACCCAAUGCUGGUGACUUAUUUGGAAGCCAGUCGGGACCUUUACGAGACGGACUCAAUUCUUUUUGGCACUGCACUGACUGUGUGCAGUAUUAUUGGUGCCAAACUUCCCGCGGCUGGAUGUGCUACUAGAUAA
This is a messenger RNA of Parnassius apollo (apollo), 306 nucleotides long. The record is from the annotation of a GenBank genome assembly. Lineage: Eukaryota; Metazoa; Arthropoda; Insecta; Lepidoptera; Papilionidae.